AUGAUGACAUCCAUGGAAUCCCAGAGAGCCACUGAGCGUGAGCAAAGACUUCUCAGGGUGCCCCAUGACGAUGUUCUCCAAACGUUGCAACGUCUGGAUUGCCAACGAAGUGAACAACGGGAAGCAUCCUUGAAGCGUCGCAGGGAACAGGCGCCGUUACCAACACCGUCCCCUACACAGUUCAAAAGGCAGCGACUCAUGUCGGAAGUUGUCCAACGGCAGCGUGCUUCUGUUGAUUCACUGGUGCAAGGCUAUGACGCUCGCUUUCACGGCAAGGCGCGCGCGUCAGCAACAAGAUCUUGGUGCAAAGAGGUUCCCCUUUCCCUGCAAGUGAAGGCAGCGAAGUCGUUCUACGAGGCAUUCACGAACGAAAACACGUUACCUAUUGCCCAUUGCGUUCUAUGCUACGAGAAACGGAUGCCUUGUGAGCUCACAGCCGUCGAAUGGAAAUACUUUCUCACGCCCUCUGUUCUUCAACAAGCUACGACGGUUUUGCAGCAAUGCGCGGCGUGCUUUCCUCGACACAAUGCCGCUCUGGUCCAGGUGUGUCGAGGAUGCCGCACCGACGUGGAAGAUGGGAGGCUACCUAAAGCCUGCUCGGUUAAUAACAUGGAUAUUGGCUGCGAACAUCGAUACCCCGAGGAACUCGAUGACCUCUCUCCCGUUGAAGAGAGACUCAUCGCCCUGCACACUCCUUUCGGCUGCAUAACUAAGUUCACGGUCGACAACAAAACCCCUUCAGGGAUGAGCUACCGCAAGCACGUUAAGGGCCAUAUCGUCGUCUUCCCGAACAAGGUCGAGGACCUUGUUGCCACCGUCCUUCCCCAUCCUUUGCUGCAGGCCAUUGAGAACAUCCACAUAUCUGCGGAUAGCUUGAUUCUUUGUCCAGCGCUUUCAUGA
Talaromyces rugulosus is the source of this 900-nucleotide messenger RNA. RefSeq lists its product as uncharacterized. The transcript has a single exon. The coding region runs from base 1 to 900 and encodes 299 amino acids. Lineage: Eukaryota; Fungi; Ascomycota; Eurotiomycetes; Eurotiales; Trichocomaceae. The record is from RefSeq and is a predicted model, not a curated record.